AAGCUCACGGAGCCACUGACUGAACUGUCAAAACGGGACGGAGAUUCCCCUCAGCCAGAGCUCCUGUUACCACACUGCUGUGAGCGCGCACACACAUCCGGGGACUCCACUCCACUGUCACCGCAACCGCCAGCGCUCUGCUGUACCGCACAUCCGGGGACUCCUGCCACCCCUCAGCGCCCGGCUAUACCGCUCCCUCGCCAGUCUCAUGUGCUCCAAGAUGGAGCAGCCCUUCUACCACGACGACUCGCUGCUGUCCGCCUACUCCCGCCCGGACUCGGGACUCCUGAAGGCCAGCCUGGGACCCCUGAGCGAGCCCUACCGGGGCCACAAGCACGACCUGUCCUCCUACUACCAGGAGCAGCCCAGCCUGAAGAUGUCAGCCCCGGAGCUGGAGCGGCUGAUCAUCCACAGCGGGCCCGGGGUCAUCAACACCCCGAACGGGGGCCAGCUGUACUUCCGAGGAGGCGGCGGCGGCAUCACGGAGGAGCAGGAGGGCUUCGUGGACGGCUUUGUCCGGGCCCUGGAUGACCUGCACAAGAUGAACCGGGAGGGGCCCCCCAACGUGUCCCUGGGCGGAGGAGGAGCCGCGUCCCCGGUGAGCGGCGGCGGUGCUGCCAUGUACGGGGACCCCGCCGUCUACACCAACCUGGCCGCCUCCGGCUACGGCUGCUACCGCCAGCCCUCCGCCACCAUCAGCUACCUGCCGCCGGGCUACGGGGCGCCCCCCUUCAAGGAGGAGCCGCAGACGGUGCCGGACGGCGGCAGCCGGGACAGCACCCCGGCCCCGCUCUCCCCCAUCAACAUGGAGGAGCAGGAGAAGAUCAAGGUGGAGCGCAAGCGGCUGCGCAACCGGCUGGCCGCCACCAAGUGCCGCAAACGCAAGCUGGAGCGCAUCGCCCGCCUGGAGGAUAAGGUGCGGGAGCUGAAGAGCGAGAACAGCGGCCUGAGCGGCACCGCCGGCGCCCUGCGGGAACAGGUGGAGCAGCUGAAGGGCCGGGUGCGGGAACACGCCAGGCACGGCUGCCAGCUGCUGCUGGGGGGCAAGGGACACCCGGUCUUCUAAGGGGACAGGCUGUCCCGGUUGUCUACUAGCGCCCCCCUCCUGUGACCCACCCCUAUCCUCCAGACUGACCGCCAAGCCCUCUGGGGGUGGAAGAGGGGGGCAAGACCUCAGCCCAUUGAGGUUGUCAAGAACUGAACCCAUUGAGGGGGGCAAGAACUGAGCCCAUUGAUGGUUGAGGGGGGCCAAGAACUGAACCUAUUGAGGGGGGCCAAGAACUGAGCCCAUUGAUGGUUGAGGGGGGCCAAGAACUGAACCCUUUGAAGGUGCAAGAACUGAGCCCAUUGAUAGUUGAGGGGGACAAGAGCUGAGCCCAUUGAUGGGUCCAUCCUUUGAGCCCAAUGAAAGAGAAGGGGGCAAAUGAACUGAAAGAACUAUGUGAAGAGGGGCCCUUUCUCCUGCUCCAAGCUGGAGUGGGUGGGCCCCAGAUGCUGUCUACCAGCAGUCGCCAACCAUGACGUUGCUGCUCCGUUUAAACUCUGGAAGAGUAGAAGGACUGUGACACAAGAAACAUGACCUUUUCAAAGCAGCCUCAAGUAACCUGUGGCCCAUCUGCUGUUGUGGAACUACAGGCCCCAGCAGGUCUUGCCACCUUCUGGCAUUUGGGGCUUUGGCAUCUGGUGAGCCACAGGUUGCAUAAGUCUGUCUUUUAACCCUGCUGCUGCCACACCGGCACCCUCUCAGGCCCAAACUGCAGUAGCGGUGGUCAAUUCUAGUGUAUGUUGAGUAGUCCCAUCCUCAGCACUUAACUAAAAAAAAAAAAAAAAAUGUCUUCCCAAUUUUUUAUGUUGUAUAGAUAUGUGAAAUGAGGAAGAGAAUGUGUGUGCCAUGUGACUGUAACUUGUGAGAGGGAUGGGAAGGGCGGCCCAGAGGGCACUGCAUGGUAAAGGGACCAGCCGUACAUUCCAUAUAGUGAUCAGGAGUAUCUAGACACUGGUCAGAAAAUCAUGCACUGUAUCUGGGAUAGCAUUGAUGUAGUUGAAUGAAACUACAGCAAAUAUAUGAAAAUGCAACUUUUUUUUUUUUUUUCUUCCAGUGAAAAAGUUUACAGAAAUGUACCUAUAUAUAAAAUCUUUUUCAAUCCACUUUGCUGCUUGUUGAUACUACAGAAUAUUGCGGGACAGUACUCUGAACAAGAUAUGGCAUGGUGUAGGGAGGGGGGGGGGGGGUUAUGAGUGGGUGGUAAAAAAAUUUUUUUAAAUAUCUGCUGGUCUCAGAAGAAAAAAAAAAUCCCCACGAUGAAUAUUUAAAUACAUGCACAGUUUAUUUAAGAACAAUGCACAUAAAGGUACUUUUCAGAAAACUGGGAAUUUUUACAGUGAUUCUUGGAAGCGAUUAAUAAUUUGUACGCUGAGAAAUGCAAAGUAUGAAAUGUAUUUUUUUGUUUUUUUAUACUGCUAAUGAUGACGUGCUGUAAAUGUUUUAUAUUGUCUUUGUUCCUGUAUUUAAGUAAAUGAUAUUGUUUUACAAA
Messenger RNA from Pseudophryne corroboree (corroboree frog), 2534 nucleotides. It is a transcript of the gene JUNB, whose product is annotated as JunB proto-oncogene, AP-1 transcription factor subunit. Gene Ontology annotation, molecular function: transcription factor binding; DNA-binding transcription factor activity, RNA polymerase II-specific; RNA polymerase II cis-regulatory region sequence-specific DNA binding. The record is from RefSeq and is a predicted model, not a curated record. Gene Ontology annotation, biological process: regulation of cell population proliferation; regulation of cell cycle; regulation of transcription by RNA polymerase II. The coding region runs from base 209 to 1066 and encodes 285 amino acids. Gene Ontology annotation, cellular component: transcription regulator complex. The transcript has a single exon. Lineage: Eukaryota; Metazoa; Chordata; Amphibia; Anura; Myobatrachidae.